This is a messenger RNA of Nannospalax galili (Upper Galilee mountains blind mole rat), 1349 nucleotides long. It is a transcript of the gene Cfl2, whose product is annotated as cofilin 2. Lineage: Eukaryota; Metazoa; Chordata; Mammalia; Rodentia; Spalacidae. Gene Ontology annotation, cellular component: actin cortical patch; actin cytoskeleton; cytoplasm. The record is from RefSeq and is a predicted model, not a curated record. Gene Ontology annotation, biological process: actin filament fragmentation; actin filament severing; cell motility. Bases 67 to 516 code for a protein of 149 amino acids. The transcript is spliced from 3 exons. Gene Ontology annotation, molecular function: actin filament binding.
UUCUUUGUUUAUUUUCAGGCAUCUGGAGUUACAGUGAAUGAUGAAGUCAUCAAAGUUUUUAAUGAUAUGAAAGUAAGAAAAUCUUCUACACAAGAGGAGAUCAAAAAGAGAAAGAAAGCGGUUCUCUUCUGUUUAAGUGAUGACAAAAGACAAAUAAUUGUAGAGGAAGCAAAGCAGAUCUUGGUGGGUGACAUUGGUGAUACAGUAGAGGACCCGUACACAUCUUUUGUGAAGUUGCUACCUCUGAAUGAUUGCCGAUAUGCUUUGUACGAUGCCACAUACGAAACAAAAGAGUCUAAGAAAGAAGACCUAGUAUUUAUAUUCUGGGCUCCUGAAAGUGCACCAUUAAAAAGCAAGAUGAUCUAUGCUAGUUCCAAAGAUGCCAUUAAAAAGAAAUUUACAGGUAUUAAACAUGAGUGGCAAGUAAAUGGCUUGGAUGAUAUUAAGGACCGCUCGACACUUGGAGAGAAAUUGGGAGGCAAUGUCGUAGUUUCACUUGAAGGAAAACCAUUAUAAAGUAAUAGUCAAGUGCCAUCUGGAUCUUAACAGGCUUACAGUUUCUGCAGCUCAGUCGUCCAUUGGAAUAGUAUUAGGUUUUGUGUUUUUUGUUUGUUUGGUUAUUCCCUUCCACUGGGCCCUUCCAACACAAUGAAUGAAGGAGUUAUCAUUCAUUUAAGAAGCCUGUCAGUUAUUGCCAUUAAUACUGUUUAAUAUGGUUACUUUUACGUAGAACCCAAGGAAUGCCUUCCCUUCUUAUUUUAGCCAAAACAACUGGUUACAUGCCUUCCUUGCAGCAAGCACCACCAUGGAUGGGAUUGUUAAUGUGAAUAGCUAGAGUAUCGCAGAGGGUAAGCUGAUUGAAUGCCUUGAAAGGAUUACCCACUGGUCAGUUGGUAAACAUUUUUCAGUAUUAUUUAUAGUUGCACUUCAUUGCAGUUCUGUGGGGCGCUGGAGCAUUCAUACACCUCACCUGCCUUGGCAAGCCUAUUUUUGUGACAUGGCAGCACAGAUUUAACACUAUGCGUUAAAAAGCACUUUUUUUUUGUAAUGAGUUUAAUCCCUUAAAAGGAAUGCCAAUUAAGUUUCAUUAACUGUCAUCAAUUUAUCCUAGUACCUCAGUGUUCAUUCCUGUUACCUGCAUAUCCUAAAUAGCUGUAUUGAUGCCUUUUGUUUUCAUUGAGUGUACACUACUGAAUAAAUGUAGGAGUUUUAUGUUUACCAUGAGUCUUGAAACACUAAAAGAUAUUUUGACUAUCAGUCAUGAUGGCAGUUUCUGUAUAAAAGAGCCUUAAAUGGAACGUUGUUUUGAGAUGGCCACGUUACAAUAAAAACUGUGGCGAGUUACAGAA